Messenger RNA from Cyprinodon variegatus (sheepshead minnow), 2757 nucleotides. It is a transcript of the gene creb5a, whose product is annotated as cyclic AMP-responsive element-binding protein 5-like. Gene Ontology annotation, molecular function: DNA-binding transcription factor activity, RNA polymerase II-specific; cAMP response element binding. Bases 363 to 1985 code for a protein of 540 amino acids. NCBI's taxonomy places the organism in Eukaryota, Metazoa, Chordata, Actinopteri, Cyprinodontiformes, Cyprinodontidae. Gene Ontology annotation, biological process: regulation of transcription by RNA polymerase II. The record is from RefSeq and is a predicted model, not a curated record. The transcript has 11 exons.
UCCUGAUCUAACGGUUACGAUCCACUUCCUAUAUUCUCCGAUGUCUCCGUUUAUGUAUUAAAUGGAGCUUUAAAAAGUUAAGGCGGCGGAACUUUUUUUUUUUGUUUUUGAUUGUUUUGGAUUGUUUUCUAAUGUUUUCUCCUGGUAAAGCGGCAUCAGACAGACUAUAGUGGGGGGGUGUGACUCCAUGCAGCUGUGCCGGCCGGCAGGCUGGGUUUGUUUAUGAGCUGAACAGGUUGUUUUUUUACUGAUCUAUGGGAGAAAACCUGACUCUGGACCCGCUCCUUUAAUCGGAUCUGAAUGAACCAUAACCAUCAUUUCAUCUUCUAUAUGGAAACUUUAAAAAACAGCUUGUGUAUGACAUGAAUGACAAACAGGACAGGCCUUAUGCGUGCGGCGCCCCUGGCUGCUCCCAGCGCUUCCAGCUAGAGGAGCACCUGCUCAUUCACCGACACAAGCAUGAGAUGACCCUGAAGUUUCCUCCCAUAAAGACGGACACAACUUUUUCAGCCCAGACUCCGACCCCCACACGAUUUCUGCAGAACUGUGAGGAGGUUGGUCUAUUCAAAGAGAUCGAGGAGGAGUUCCUUCAAGCCCAGGAAGAGGAAAAAAACAAACAGACACUCUCUCAUAAUGGGCCGUCUUGUAUGAAUCAGCAACAUCUGAAGCCCCAGCUUCAGCUUCAGCAUCCUCCCCAGCCGCAGCUUCCUCAUCCGCAGGCCCCGCUGCAUCAUCCCCAGAGCCAUGGCCCAAUGAUGGCGCCAAGCUGCAGCCUGGCUGCCCAGCAAGCGCUGUCCUGCUCCUCCGCCACCUCCCAGUCAGGAUCAGUGAUCACCCAGGCUCCUUCCACCCUAACACAUUCAGGGCCGGCUGCAGGGGCACUGUCCUGCCUCCUUCACAUGCGGAACAGACACAGGCAACCCCUGCCAGCCUCCUUACCUGGAACCCUCCCAGACCCGGCCAUGCAAGGGGCAUCUGCUCAGCACAUGACUCAGAUACAAAAGCAGAUGUCCUGUGCAAUGGGUAUAGCAGCUCCUGGUCAGAGUCCCUCCUGUUGUUCCCCUCAGAGACCCAAGCUGACAAUGGGGCAUCAUUACCAACAUCAACACCCAGGAAUGCUCGCUAUCAACAACUCUGUGACAUCCAUGGGUCACAUGAUGGAGAUGAUGCCACAGCGUCACCAUGCCCCUUCACUUCAACAGCAACAUCCCCAUCCUCAUCAUCCCCACCACCCUAAUCACCACCAUCAUAAUCAUCCAAGUCAGCCGCCACAGAUUUCAGCUCCACCCCACAUCUACCAACAGAGAUGUCAUGCUCCACCUCCACAACACCUGGGAAGCACUCAAAGCCUUCAGCUUCACCAGUCAGGGAACACAGCGCUCUCUCAUGCUCAUCAAUCCCCUCCAUCACGCCUGCAGCAGAACUCCCCACCCGCACCCCCACUAUCUGCCCCACCACAGUUAUCACCAGUUGCACAACAGAUGCAGCCAUCUCACUCUCAGCAUGCAGCGCAGCCAAGCUGCAGCGGCAGCAGCAGUGGGGGCAGUAGCGGAGGAGGAGCUGGAGGAAGCAGCAGUCGUCGUAGAAGAACGGCAGAACAGGACCCAGAUGAGCGCAGGCAAAAGUUUCUGGAGCGUAACCGGGCUGCAGCGACCCGCUGCCGACAGAAGAGGAAACUGUGGGUUUCAUCACUGGAGAAGAAGGCAGAGGAGCUUACGCACACAAACCUACAGCUACAGAACGAGGUGACAUCACUGAGGUCGGAGGUCGGCCAGUUGAAGCAGAUCCUGCUCACCCACAAGGACUGUCCCGUCACUGCUCGGCAGAGAGAGGCACAGGGGUACCCCACUGCAGGGGUGAGUCCAGGAGGAAGUCCCACCCCUGCAGAUCCUGAGACUCAUCUGCACGCCGUCCAGCACAACAGUGUUUCCACCUCCUCAACUGCCGGAUCCGACAUCGGGCACGGCCCCCUUACCGGACUCUGAAAAUCCACAUGUAUCCAGAGCUGUUUGACAGGAGUCAUCAGCGGACAUUUUUUUUUUUUUCUUUUAAGAUGCAAAAACGAGCCUUGUUUGAAAACUUGGAUGUCAGCUUCGAACCUUGCCCGGAUGCAAAAAAUAUCUAAAGCUGUUAACAUUAACACACCUGCACCUCUGACGUACGGGCUACCCAAACACAGACAAUCUCAGCUCAUUUUGCACUAACUUUAACAAAACUUCUAAAUGGUACAUUGCCUGCUGAAGUAUUUCACUUCAUCUAAAUAGAAACCAACAUAAAGAAGUGGAUUAAUGUGUUGGAGGAAGAAAAGAUUCACAAAAAUAGUAGAAUUGAUGCCAUGCAUUUACAUCUGCCACUCUUUAUUCUGAACACCACUAAAUACAUAAAUCCAGUUCAACCAGUUGCUUUAAAAUAUAAUGGGAUCAGUAGACAGAGUCUACCUGGAUGCAGUUUCAUCUCAGUAAUGUUUCUUUUCCCAAUGGAAAAUACAGUGGUGCAAACAUUAUGCUUUGUGAUUCUCUUCUUUAGCAGGUGCAAAAAAGCUAGACAGAGUUGAUGUGAAUAUAGUUAGAGCUACAUGCAGGAGAGAAAAAGGGAACUACUUGAAACCUACCCCAAAGGACUUGCAGCCAUAAGUUUGUUGAAUAUAAAAAUAUUCUAUAUGAAAUGUAUGGCGAAAUGCACAGUGAACUGUUGAGAUUCUUCCCCCUAAAUGUUCAAAAUACAGGCAUCUCUUUUCUUCCUCUUCACAUAAACUGC